AUGGCCGACUCAGCCCCCCGCCUCGCCGCCCUCGACGACUCCAUCGUCUCCCGCCUCCCCUCCUACUCCCAAUCCCUCUUUGCGGCCAAAACCGCCCACGAGCUCUCCUUCUCGGCAAUCGCUGAACACCUCGGCCGGUCCGAGGUUGCAGUUGCGGCGCUCUUUUACGGACAGGCGACGGCCUCGCCGGAGGAUAUCACCAAACUGGCGGAGCUCUUGAGCUUGCCCGAGGCGCAGCUGAGGAAGGAUCUCGGGACUGGGUUCCCUGAUCGGGGGAGGUCAGGGCCUAUGCCGCCGGUUGAACCGCUGAUUUACAGGUUGUAUGAGGUUGUGCAGAAUUACGGGUAUGCUUUCAAGAGUGUGAUUAAUGAGAAGUUUGGGGAUGGGAUUAUGAGUGCUAUUUGCUUUGAUACAAAGGUGGAGAAGGAGACGGUGGAGGGCGCGGAUUGGGUUGUUAUUACGUUGAGGGGAAAGUGGCUGCCUUUCACGAGGUUCUAAGUGGGCAGAUGGUAAGACGGGAUAGUAGGGGAUUGAAUUCUCAUGGAGGACCCCUCAUUCAAGGGUUCGAGUGCUUCCCAGGAAGAGGGGAAAAGUCACGAUGGCUGGCUUGUGCCUGAGAUAGAACGAUCAAAUCACAAAGAUCAGGAUCUGGUGCCUGACAGGUGUUUUCUGGUUUCCUUUCAUGGUGUCUAGCAAAGAUGUUCGAGACAACGGUCGAGGUAACGGCUGAAGAAUAUCAUGGGCGAAUUUUCAAAUUGGAUUGUUUACUUGCUUUCAUCGGUAUCGCCGUGGCAGAAUAUCAAGGGCAAAAUGUUCGGCUAGAAUUGUUGGCUUUCUUUCACCGGUCCGAGGCGAGCCGGCGACAGGAGCUCGAGGCAAACACUUUCUCAAUGAACCUUUGCCUAUCACCAGGACUAGAUCCAGGGUUUUCUUACCUUGGGCUCUCUGACGGCAAAGACACGGGAUCCACAAUAGUAAGGGGCUCAGGGGGUCACAAUACUAAGAUGGCCACCACCGAACAGCUCUUUUGUCAAUAGCUAGCAAACCAAAGAAGCCAACUUUUUUCAUGAAAUCAAACAUCUGCUGCUCCCACAUUGUAA
Molecule: messenger RNA, 1100 nt
Organism: Podospora bellae-mahoneyi
Lineage: Eukaryota; Fungi; Ascomycota; Sordariomycetes; Sordariales; Podosporaceae
Gene: cyn1
Product: Cyanate hydratase
Exons: 3
Coding region: 1-498 (165 amino acids)
Molecular function (GO): DNA binding; cyanate hydratase activity
Source: RefSeq, a predicted model, not a curated record